AUUUCCCCCUCUCCCUUUAGAAGUCCCCCUCUCACACACAGAUUAGAAAGAAAACCCCAAAAACCUUGCCUCGCUUUCUCAGCACCCAAACAAUACCACACUAAUGGCGCAAACAAUCAGCCUCCGCAAAGGCAACACCCGUCUUCCACCUGAGGUGAACCGCGUCCUCUACGUCCGUAAUCUUCCAUUCAACAUAUCCAGCGAAGAGAUGUACGAUAUAUUUGGCAAAUACGGAGCGAUUCGUCAAAUCCGGAUCGGAACCAACAAGGACACUAGAGGCACUGCUUUUGUGGUUUAUGAAGAUAUAUACGAUGCCAAAACGGCAGUGGAUCACUUGUCAGGGUUCAAUGUGGCGAAUCGGUAUUUGAUUGUGCUGUAUUAUCAGCCAGCGAAGAUGAAUAAGAAGUUUGAUCAGAAGAAGAAAGAAGAAGAGAUUGCUAAGAUGCAGGAGAAAUAUGGUGUUUCUACUAAAGAUAAGUAGACUCUUGUUAAUUAGAUUAGUAUAAGAAAAUGGAAACUCUUUUUGUUGUUUUGGAAUUGCUAGGGUUUGUUAUCGAUGCUAUUGAAUUAUUACACUGCUUUGUUUCUGCAAUCGAUAUAUCCAUGCAUGUGCUCAUGUAUCGUUUCCGUGUUUAAUUGACUGUUGUGUUGCUUAA
Messenger RNA from Populus trichocarpa (black cottonwood), 656 nucleotides. Its product is annotated as splicing factor 3B subunit 6-like protein. Gene Ontology annotation, molecular function: RNA binding. Gene Ontology annotation, cellular component: U2 snRNP; catalytic step 2 spliceosome; precatalytic spliceosome. Gene Ontology annotation, biological process: mRNA splicing, via spliceosome. The transcript has a single exon. The coding region runs from base 104 to 481 and encodes 125 amino acids. The record is from RefSeq and is a predicted model, not a curated record. NCBI's taxonomy places the organism in Eukaryota, Viridiplantae, Streptophyta, Magnoliopsida, Malpighiales, Salicaceae.